AUGAUAUUAAAUACCACCAGCUUUUUGCUUAUUCUAGUCUGUCAGGCAUGGGGUCAAUCAAUAAAGAUAAGGAUACCAGUGUGGGAUGCUUCCACAAUAUUUUCGAGGCUGACUGGAAUCGGAAUAAAUUCAGGAAACACUAAUAAUCAAAAUCCAUCAAACCAGCCGAAUAGCAAUCAACAGAAUGUCGAAUACAACGAUUAUCUAAAUAACUAUUAUAAUAAUUAUUGGGCCAGUGCAUACCAAAACGAUCCUAAUUAUGACCCUUAUGGGUAUUACAGCCCGUACGGACCUUUCGGAUAUCAGACUGUAACAACACCGACAGUCACACAAACAACAACUCCGAUGGUUCCAACGACAACAGCGGUUAUUUCAACAACUGAAACGCCGAUUUGUGCAGUCUUUCCUCAUCUUCCAGCGUGUCAAACAUCAACCAUGCCUACUAGCACUACAUCCGAUUCGACGACGUCAUCCACACCCAUGCCCACCUCCACCACAACAACCGAAAGGAUAACAACAUCCACAUCGACCACCACAACUACAUCAACGGAGUCGUCGACAACAUCCACGGCAAUUCCGACUUCCACAACAAGCGAGAGCACUUCAACCGCGAUCCCAACAUCCUCGACAUCGGACUCUACGACAACGUCUAGCACUAGUUCAUCAACGGAGCCAACGACAACAUCCACGGCAAUUCCGACUACCACAACAAGCGAAAGCACUUUAACAUCAACCGCGAUCCCAUCACCCUCGACAUCGGACUCUACGACGACGUCCACCACAAGCUCAUCAACGGAGUCGUCGACAACAUCCACGGCAAUUCCGACUUCCACAACAAGCGAUAGCACUUCAACUGCGAUCCCAACAUCCUCGACAUCGGACUCUACGACGACGUCCACCACAAGCUCAUCAACGGAGUCGUCGACAACAUCCACGGCAAUUCCGACUUCCACAACAAGCGAGAGCACUUCAGCCGCGAUCCCAACAUCUUCGACAUCGGACCCUACGACUACGUCCACUUCAAGUCCAUCAGAUUCUACGACAACAUCCACUGAUAGUUCGACUUCAACAACAACCCAAAGUACUUCAACAUCCACCGCGAUCCCAACAUCCUCAACAUCAGAAUCUACGACUACGUCCACUACAAGUCCAUCAGAUUCUACGACGACUUCCACUGAAAGUUCGACGUCCACAACAACCGAAAGUACUUCAACUACCCCAACAACAACCGAAAGGAGUACAACAUCCACCGCUAUCCCAACAUCCUCCACAUCGGACUCUACGACUACGUCCACUGCAAGUCCAUCAGAUUCAACGACGACAUCUACUGAAAGUUCGACGUCAACGACAACCGAAAGUAGUACAACAUCCACCGCUAUCCCAACAUCCUCAACAUCGGUCUCUACGACUACGUCCACUACAAGUCCAUCAGAUUCUACGACGACUUCCACUGAAAGUUCGACGUCCACAACAACCGAAAGUAGUACAACAUCCACUGCGAUCCCAACUUCUUCAACAUCAGACUCUACGACAACGUCCACUGCAAGUCCAUCAGAUUCUACGACAACAUCUACUGAAAGUUCGACGUCCACAACAACCGAAAGUACUUCAACUUCCUCAACAACAACCGAAAGUAGUACAACAUCCACGGCGAUCCCAACCUCCUCAACAUCAGACUCUACGACUACGUCCACUGCAAGUCCAUCAGAUUCAACGACAACAUCUACUGAAAGUUCGACGUCAACAACAACCGAAAGUAGUACAACAUCCACCGCGAUCCCAACAUCCUCCACAUCGGACUCUACGACUACUACAACAUCCACGGCGAUCCCAACCUCCUCAACAUCAGACUCUACGACUACGUCCACUGCAAGUCCAUCAGAUUCAACGACAACAUCUACUGAAAGUUCGACGUCCACAACAACCGAAAGUAGUACAACAUCCACCGCUAUCCCAACAUCCUCAACAUCAGACUCUACGACUUCGUCCACUGCAAGUCCAUCAGAUUCAACGACAACAUCUACUGAAAGUUCGACGUCAACAACAACCGAAAGUAGUACAACAUCCACCGCUAUCCCAACAUCCUCAACAUCGGACUCUACGACUACGUCCACUGCCAGUCCAUCAGAUUCUUCGACAACAUCUACUGAAAAAUCGACGUCCACAACAACCGAAAGUACUUCAACUUCCUCAACAACAACCCAAAGUAGUACAACAUCCACGGCGAUCCCAACCUCUUCAACAUCAGACUCUACGACUACGUCCUCUGCAAGUCCAUCAGAUUCAACGACAACAUCGACUGAAAGUUCGACGUCAACAACAACCGAAAGUACUACAACAUCCACGGCGAUCCCAACAUCCUCAACAUCAGACUCUACGACUACUACAACAUCCACGGCGAUCCCAACAUCCUCAACAUCAGACUCUACGACUACGUCCUCUGCAAGUCCAUCAGAUUCAACGACAACAUCUACUGAUAGUUCGACAUCAACAACAACCGAAAGUAGUACAACAUACACGGCGAUCCCAACAUCCUCAACAUCAGACUCUACGACUACGUCCACUGCAAGUCCAUCAGAUUCAACGACAACAUCUACUGAAAGUUCGACGUCAACAACAACCGAAAGUAGUACAACAUCCAUCGCUAUCCCAACAUCCUCAACAUCAGACUCUACGACUACGUCCACUGCAAGUCCAUCAGAUUCUACGACAACAUCUACUGAAAGUUCGACGUCAACGACAACCGAAAGUAGUACAACAUCCACGGCGAUCCCAACAUCCUCAACAUCAGACUCUACGACUACGUCCACUGCAAGUCCAUCAGAUUCAACGACAACAUCUACUGAAAGUUCGACGUCAACAACAACCGAAAGUAGUACAACAUCCACCGCUAUCCCAACAUCCUCAACAUCAGACUCUACGACUACGUCCACUGCAAGUCCAUCAGAUUCUACGACAACAUCUACUGAAAGUUCGACGUCAACGACAACCGAAAGUAGUACAACAUCCACGGCGAUCCCAACAUCCUCAACAUCAGACUCUACGACUACGUCCACUGCAAGUCCAUCAGAUUCAACGACAACAUCUACUGAAAGUUCGACGUCAACAACAACCGAAAGUAGUACAACAUCCAUCGCUAUCCCAACAUCCUCAACAUCAGACUCUACGACUACGUCCACUGCAAGUCCAUCAGAUUCUACGACAACAUCUACUGAAAGUUCGACGUCAACAACAACCGAAAGUAGUACAACAUCCACCGCUAUCCCAACAUCCUCAACAUCAGACUCUACGACUACGUCCUCUGCAAGUCCAUCAGAUUCAACGACAACAUCGACUGAAAGUUCGACGUCAACAACAACCGAAAGUACUACAACAUCCACGGCGAUCCCAACAUCCUCAACAUCAGACUCUACGACUACGUCCACUGCAAGUCCAUCAGAUUCUACGACAACAUCUACUGAAAGUUCGACGUCCACAACAACCGAUAGUACUUCAACUUCCUCAACAACAACCGAAAGUAGUACAACAUCCACGGCGAUCCCAACAUCCUCAACAUCAGACUCUACGACUACGUCCUCUGCAAGUCCAUCAGAUUCAACGACAACAUCUACUGAUAGUUCGACAUCAACAACAACCGAAAGUAGUACAACAUACACGGCGAUCCCAACAUCCUCAACAUCAGACUCUACGACUACGUCCACUGCAAGUCCAUCAGAUUCAACGACAACAUCUACUGAAAGUUCGACGUCAACAACAACCGAAAGUAGUACAACAUCCAUCGCUAUCCCAACAUCCUCAACAUCAGACUCUACGACUACGUCCACUGCAAGUCCAUCAGAUUCUACGACAACAUCUACUGAAAGUUCGACGUCAACGACAACCGAAAGUAGUACAACAUCCACGGCGAUCCCAACAUCCUCAACAUCAGACUCUACGACUACGUCCACUGCAAGUCCAUCAGAUUCAACGACAACAUCUACUGAAAGUUCGACGUCAACAACAACCGAAAGUAGUACAACAUCCACCGCUAUCCCAACAUCCUCAACAUCAGACUCUACGACUACGUCCACUGCAAGUCCAUCAGAUUCUACGACAACAUCUACUGAAAGUUCGACGUCAACGACAACCGAAAGUAGUACAACAUCCACGGCGAUCCCAACAUCCUCAACAUCAGACUCUACGACUACGUCCACUGCAAGUCCAUCAGAUUCAACGACAACAUCUACUGAAAGUUCGACGUCAACAACAACCGAAAGUAGUACAACAUCCAUCGCUAUCCCAACAUCCUCAACAUCAGACUCUACGACUACGUCCACUGCAAGUCCAUCAGAUUCUACGACAACAUCUACUGAAAGUUCGACGUCAACGACAACCGAAAGUAACUCUACGACUACGUCCACUGCAAGUCCAUCAGAUUCUACGACAACAUCUACUGAAAGUUCGACGUCCACAACAACCGAAAGUACUUCAACUUCCUCAACAACAACCGAAAGUAGUACAACAUCCACUGCGAUCCCAACAUCCUCCACAUCGGACUCUACGACUACGUCCACUGCAAGUCCAUCAGAUUCAACGACAACAUCCACUGAAAGUUCGACUUCAACAACUACCGAAAGUAGUACAACAUCCACUGCGAUCCCAACAUCCUCAACAUCAGACUCUACGACUACGUCCACUGCAAGUCCAUCAGAUUCUACGACAACAUCUACUGAAAGUUCGACGUCCACAACAACCGAUAGUACUUCAACUUCCUCAACAACAACCGAAAGUAGUACAACAUCCACCGCUAUCCCAACAUCCUCAACAUCAGACUCUACGACUACGUCCUCUGCAAGUCCAUCAGAUUCAACGUCAACAUCUACUGAAAGUUCGACGUCCACAACAACCGAAAGUAGUACAACAUCCACGGCGAUCCCAACAUCCUCAACAUCAGACUCUACGACUACGUCCUCUGCAAGUCCAUCAGAUUCAACGACAACAUCUACUGAUAGUUCGACAUCAACAACAACCGAAAGUAGUACAACAUCCACCGCGAUCCCAACAUCCUCAACAUCAGACUCUACGACUACGUCCUCUGCAAGUCCAUCAGAUUCAAAGACAACAUCUACUGAUAGUUCGACAUCAACAACAACCGAAAGUAGUACAACAUCCACCGCUAUCCCAACAUCCUCAACAUCAGACUCUACGACUACGUCCUCUGCAAGUCCAUCAGAUUCAACGUCAACAUCUACUGAAAGUUCGACGUCCACAACAACCGAAAGUAGUACAACAUCCACGGCGAUCCCAACAUCCUCAACAUCAGACUCUACGACUACGUCCUCUGCAAGUCCAUCAGAUUCAACGUCAACAUCUACUGAAAGUUCGACGUCCACAACAACCGAAAGUAGUACAACAUCCACGGCGAUCCCAACAUCCUCAACAUCAGACUCUACGACUACGUCCUCUGCAAGUCCAUCAGAUUCAACGACAACAUCUACUGAUAGUUCGACACUCUACGACUACGUCCACUGCAAGUCCAUCAGAUUCUACGACAACUGA
Drosophila mauritiana is the source of this 5538-nucleotide messenger RNA. RefSeq names its product serine-rich adhesin for platelets. The record is from RefSeq and is a predicted model, not a curated record. The coding region runs from base 1 to 5538 and encodes 1845 amino acids. NCBI's taxonomy places the organism in Eukaryota, Metazoa, Arthropoda, Insecta, Diptera, Drosophilidae. The transcript is spliced from 5 exons.